Penicillium riverlandense is the source of this 2133-nucleotide messenger RNA. Its product is annotated as ankyrin repeat domain-containing protein. NCBI's taxonomy places the organism in Eukaryota, Fungi, Ascomycota, Eurotiomycetes, Eurotiales, Aspergillaceae. The coding region runs from base 1 to 2133 and encodes 710 amino acids. Gene Ontology annotation, molecular function: protein binding. The record is from RefSeq and is a predicted model, not a curated record. The transcript has a single exon.
AUGUGGACCUCCCGCCACGGUCCUGAGAAAGGGGAUAAUAACAUUACCAUCCAAAUCGCAAGAAACACCUGGGAGACUGAGGAUAGGCGGAAUAGGCUUGACCUUCAAUUGUUCCGAAGCUUCAAAUAUUUCAUGGGUCUGGGAACUACUAGGAACAUUCAUCGCGGCCUAGAUUUGGUUGUACAAGCUGCCCGUCAUGGGUGUCUUCGAUCAAGAGGGAUGGUAAAGCGGCUCUUCAAACUCUAUGGACAUGGGCUGGAUAUACAUGAUGAUACGUUACGGCAUUGGCUGCUCCAGGGAGCGUUGCAUGGUUCACUCAUUGCAUUACAAGACCUCGAAGAAAGCUAUCCUGACUCCGAGGAACAUCAUUUAGCGCAGCAGAAGGCUAAAUUCUCUUUCGCUCUCAAGUGGCCCGGCAGUCUCAACUAUCAAGAGCAUGUUCGCCCAGUUGUUGACUUGGCUGAUACUGCCUUGAUCAAUAUGCUGACCACAGAUACGCAUGUGCCUCAGGCCGAAGCAUCCCAUCUGCUCAAAACUGUUUGGAUCGGUGAAAAUCGACCAGACACGUGCAAUGGUGUCUAUACAUUUGGCGGACUUUUGCAUAUGGCUUGUCUCUUUGGAUUCGCCGAAGCCGUUAAUCCUCUUCUUGACGCCGGAGUGGAGGUAAAUAGCACCAACUCCUCGCGGACGUUACUGACCCCCUUACUUUGUGCCCUACGUCGGGGCCAUUACAAGAUUGCGAAGACACUCAUUGAAAGGGGCGCAGAUUGCCGCCCAGAUCUUGGAUAUCCUGCGAGAGAGGUUGACUGGCCCAGUCCACUGCAUUAUCUCGUAUACAUCCAGGAUGAGCACGAGGCGAUGAGGCUAGCUGAGACACUUGUGGCUCGAGGAGCGGAUGUGAAUUGGAUGUGCCCAGCGAAUCUGCUGGAGGCAUGCGAGCUUUGGCCGCUUGGAAAUUCUCUCUCUGUGACACCCUUGAGGUGGGCUAUUCUGCAUGACAAAGCGCAGCUGGCAAGAAAGUUGGUUCAACUUGGUGCACGUUUCGCCUCGGCCUCGUUCCAUGACAAUAGCGCUUGGGAGAAUGAAACACGGACAAGAAAAUGUCUUCUUCUCGAGGCUCCGUGUACCAACUGCGACAUUCUAUUAUUAUAUUUCGAACAGUUGACAUUGUACUAUCUACCACCGGAAUUUGCCCGCACUCCGCUCGGUCUGCUAGUCUCCGAGGAUGAUACACCACAUCGGCGCCUGCGUUUGGGCUUUGGCGACAUGCAUCAGAUCAUUAAAGCUCUUGAUCUCCUGCUUACCUUGCAGCCAGGCUAUGAAGAUGCAGUUCUAUGGUCCUCUAUCCGCCAUGGUCACCUCGCAAUUACUCGGCACCUCAUAGAAGGCAAGGGGUGGGAUAUAGAGACGUGCUACUUGGGCCUAAGCUGCCUCCAUUCUGCAAUACUAUAUGGGCAUAAGGAAGUGGUGUCGUUUCUCUUAGAGCGGGGUGCUAGUCCCACCGCCGUUACGGACUGUAGGAGGCUUACCGUCCUGCAUCUGCUUGGCCUGGUUCCACGAGACAAGGAAUCAGACAUGGACAUCCUGGAGCUGCUACUUGACUCCAACAUCCCGAUUGAUGCCACCGAGAGUUGCAACGGCUUAACAGCUCUCCAUAUAUCCGUGCGGAACCGGAAACUACAUAUGGUUCAGGCACUCCUUGACCGGGGUGCCAACCCUCUUAUUCCUGUUACUGAUCAGAUCGGUCUCCUGUCUGAGGGCAGAUCUGGCCUAUUUAAAGAUUGCGGGCCCAAACAGCACAAGAUAGUCGAGGACACUACGAUCCUCGGCGAAGUACUGCUACAAUGCAAUCAGGAUGCAUAUUACUCCCUCCAGUAUGCCGAGAAGCUCCUUCGCAUAUUGCUAGCUCACGCUGCCACAACUCAACCUUCCUUGCUCUAUAUAGAUCGUGCCAAGACUUUUACGAUUCUACACAUCAUUGCACUACUUCCAUUUGCGCAUCCAAAUCGGGUUUUCCGCUUUGUGCUUCGCCGUUUCCCCGAAACUAGCAUAAACGUGACUGAUUUGAACGGAGACACCCCCUGCAUUAUGCAGGUCUAUCCUGGCAAACAAACAACUUACGCGCCCUCCUAA